This is a messenger RNA of Paramisgurnus dabryanus, 3082 nucleotides long. RefSeq names its product leucine rich repeat and Ig domain containing 1b (gene lingo1b). Gene Ontology annotation, cellular component: plasma membrane. Lineage: Eukaryota; Metazoa; Chordata; Actinopteri; Cypriniformes; Cobitidae. Gene Ontology annotation, molecular function: protein binding. The record is from RefSeq and is a predicted model, not a curated record.
CCGUCUUUCUUCUCGCGCUCGCGCUCUGCUGGGUAUGGCAUGCACGCGAGCGGGUGCGCUCCUGUUUACAUGCAUGCCUGCAUCUGGGACAGGCUCUCUUAUGUGUGGACUGUCGCUGUUCCUGCUCUACGCCGAGAUUUUUCGGGAUCUCUUGCGCUUUGGGGAAUUGCGUGCUGAUUCGUUUUUUAUUUACCUAUUCAAUUCUUUAAAGGCCUCCUCUGUGCCACACUGCCGCUCUGGAGCGAUUUGGAUGUAAACUGCGCUCUGGCAGAAUGGGAUUGCCAAAUUUAGACUCCACUGCAUGACGUUUCUGCAGGUUACCAUCAAAAUGGUGGCUAGAGAGGCAAAUGGGCACAGCUACCUUAUGGCAUGCUGGCAGCCCAUUCUCAUCCUGAUGCUGGGUACCGUCCUGUCGGGUUCCACCACCGGCUGCCCCUCUCGCUGCGAGUGCAGUGGCCAGGAACGCUCUGUCUUGUGCCAUCGGCGGAAGCUCAUCGGCCUCCCCGAGGGAAUUCCCAUUGAGACGCGACUUUUGGAUCUCAGCAAAAAUCGUUUGAAAGCCAUCAACCCAGAGGAGUUUAUCAACUACCCCCACCUGGAGGAGCUACAGCUUAAUGAGAACAUCAUUGCAGUCAUCGAACCCGGAGCCUUCAGCAACCUCCUUGGGUUACGGACACUAGGAUUACGCAACAACAAGCUUAAGUUGAUUCAGCUGGGUGUUUUCACUGGCCUCAGUAACCUCACUAGGUUAGACAUUAGUGAGAAUAAGAUUGUCAUUUUGUUGGACUAUAUGUUUCAAGACCUCUACAACCUAAAAGAGUUGGAGGUGGGGGAUAAUGACCUGGUGUUUAUCUCUCACAGAGCCUUUCACGGCCUCAGUAGCCUAGAGCAGCUCACAAUGGAAAGAUGCAACCUGACCUCUGUGCCAACAGAGGCCUUAAGUCAUCUUCACAACCUGCUGUCCCUCAGGCUACGCCAUCUCAACGUCAACAUCAUUCAAGACUACUCCUUCAGGAGGCUCUAUCGACUCAAAGUCUUGGAGAUAGCAAAUUGGCCUCUUUUGGAGACCUUGACCGCUAGGUCUCUCCAUGGUCUCAACAUCACAACCUUGAGUAUCACAAACUGCAAUCUUACUGCCGUCCCUUAUUUGGCCAUUCAACACCUGGUGUACCUUCGCUUUUUCAACUUGUCCUUUAAUCCCAUCGAGGUUGUGGAGGGCAACAAAAUGCACAAUUUGCUAAGGCUCCAGGCAUUUCACUUGGUAGGGGGCCGGCUAGUCACUAUUGAGCCUUAUUCCUUUAGAGGACUCAACUACCUUCGGGUUCUCAACGUAUCCAGCAAUAGUCUAAGCACUUUAGAGGAGUCUGCAUUUCACUCGGUGGGCAACCUGGAGACGCUGGCUCUCCAUGACAACCCACUUGCAUGCGACUGUCGUCUACUCUGGGUCUUUCGCCGCCGAUGGAGACUCAAUUUCAACCGCCAGCAGCCAUCUUGUGAAACGCCAGAGUUUUUGCAGGGUAAAGAGUUUAAAGACUUUCCGGACGUUCUUCCGUCCAAUUAUUUCACCUGUCAAAAAUCAAAGAUCCGUGAUCACAAAGCACUUCAUAAGUUUGUAGAUGAGGGGACCACGGUUCAAUUCUCUUGCCAGGCGGAUGGGGACCCACCACCCGUGAUAAUGUGGCAGUCUCCGAAAAAGCAAUUCAUUACUACUAAAAGCAUUGGCCGGCUGUCGGUGUCCCCUGACGGAACCUUGGAGGUUAGAUAUGCCCAAAUACAAGACAAUGGCACGUACAUGUGUGUUGCCGUCAACGCAGGUGGAAAUGAUACCCGUUUGGCCCACCUUCACGUUCAUAGCUAUUCUCCUAACUGGCCCCAUCAGCCCAACAAGACCUUUGCCUUCAUUUCAAACCAGCCUAAUGAUAGUGGUUCAAAUGGGACUGGUGGUACAGAUCCGUUUCCCUUUGAUAUGAAGACUCUCAUUAUCGCCACAACUAUGGGCUUCAUCUCGUUUCUCGGAGUGGUGCUUUUCUGUCUGGUGCUCCUGUUCCUCUGGAGUCGAGGAAAGGGUAAUGCCAAGCCAAACAUUGAGAUUGAAUAUGUGCCACGAAAAAUAGAUGGAGAAAGCAGCCCAACUGAGGGAUCUCACAAGAUCAGUAUGAAGAUGAUUUAAUCACCGGCGUGCGUGCGUUACGUGAAUAGAUGUACUUGACUUACUUUGAUGAAUGAGGGAGUAGCUAUCCAUGCACCCCUUAUGGAAUUGAACAAUAUUGCAGAACAAUAAUGCAACAAAAGCCUUUUGCUUUUUUUUACAGACUGUACACAUCAAUCUCACAGGGAUUAUGUCUUCAAAGGGAAAGCAGGCAGGUGAUUUGAGGGUUUCAAAUAUCUGUGUAUUGUUUUGGUAAGUGUUAAAAAAAGCCAGAAUCCAGAGGACUGGUAUAUUUUCACCUGCCCUCUCAUCUUUAUUUCUGUACAUAAUUAUUUCAAUGUACAUUGGGCAAUACAGUGGUUAAAUGCAACAGAUCAGAGGUCAAGGGUGGUUAAGCCUACUGGAGUGCAUGUGCUAUAUAUAGAUACAUGCAAAGUGUAUAGGUCUAAUUAAAUCACUGUAAAUGUCCAUUAUCCACUCUUUAUAAGAGAUAAAUUUGUUUAAAAUGAUUUAUUGAUUAGGCUUGACAAUCAUAAAUAUUUCAAACGUCAAGUGUUAAUCGUUAAAUAUGAUUUGAUGGUGCAAUUUCAAUUCUGACACGUUACAUAGUAUCCUAAGCCAGAUGUAGCUUUGAAUUUAAAGCCAUUUGCUUUGAGUGAAAAUGUGGGGAACUUACUGGACCUGUGGUUGUAUUCACAAUAUAUCAUCUGACAGAUCGCCACAGUUUUUAUUUACCUACCGAUGAAAAGUUUACAAUUUUAUUGAGUUAGUCAUCCAGAUGUUGUUAAUUUGCCAUGCUGUAAUGCCAUUUUCUAUCAGUCUUGAGAGGCAGUCGAUGUGCGGUAGGUAAAUGUGUUCUUCAAACCCUUGCAACAGUGCUGAUUCGGGGACAGUGGAUGACUGUAAAACAUAUUAAAAUGACAAGCUUUUAUA